GUCCGCCAUUGUCGCGUCUUUCGUCCAAUAAAAGUGUGAAAAUCGUGGAACAUAAAACGCUUUCAAAUUGUGCAAAUAGAUAGUAUUUUUAGGGGCUGUCCAGUGCAAAGCGAAGUACAAACGAAACUUAACGAAAUGGCCUCGCCCUCGCCGGCGAACAGUCCGAUGCCACCUCCACAAGCGCCCAGCCCCAUGGCGCCUCCUUCGCAAAGUCCAGCGCCCUCGCCGCACAGUCCCUAUCCGCACCAGCCGCCUCAGGGACCGCCGCAGGGACCACCGCCUGGUGCGCCGCAUAUGCAAGGUCCACCGCCGCCGGGUCAUCCAGCCGGACCCUACGGACAUCCCAUGCAGCAUGGACCACCUGGACAGGGCCCACCGGGUCAUCAUAUGCCGCCACAUCAUCAGGGCAUGACGCCGCAUAUGGGAAUGCAAAUGCCGCCAAGCGGACCGAAUAUGUCACCGAUUGGAUAUCAAACACAUGGCAUGCCGCCCAAUUAUGCAUUUUCAUUGCAGGCACCCGCACAGCCUGGUCAGGGACCGCCUGGAGGACCACCCGGUGGAGGACCGCCGGAACGUUCCGGGCAGGAGAAUCUGCAUGCUCUGCAGCGGGCCAUUGACUCGAUGGAGGAGAAGGGAUUGCAGGAGGAUCCACGUUACUCGCAGCUGCUGGCCAUGCGUGCCACAUCGAAGCAUCAGCAUCUGAAUGGGAAUCAGGUGAAUCUGCUGCGCACACAGAUCACAGCCUAUCGAAUGCUGGCACGCAACAAACCCAUCUCCAUGCAGAUGCAACAGGCGCUGCAAGCGUUGCAAGUGGCCCAUCAGCAGCAGCAACAACAACAACAGCCGCCGCCUCCUCAAAUUGGACCACCGGGAAUGCCUGGAGGACCACCACCAGGUGGACAGCAUGCAGGACAACCGCCAAUGCAGCCACAACAGCCGCCGGUAACAGGAACACCACCACAAUGUUCCACGCCGCCGGCGAGUCCAUAUGGUCCGCCUGUGCCGGGCCAGAAAUUGCAGCCGGCGCCACCACCUCAUAUGCAAGGACAACCGCUGCAGCCACAACCACCACUUAUAGGUGGAGCACCAUUGCCACCACAACAACAACAGCAGCAACAACAGCAGCAACAACAACAACAACAACAACAACAACAACAAAUACAGCAGCAGCAGCAGGCACAGCAGCAGCAACAACAACCGCUGCAGCAAACGCCAGAGCAACUGCAGCAUCAGAUUCCCAAUGGCGGCAAACCUCUGGCCAUGGGUCCCGUUGGUGGUCCUCCUUUGAUUCCUCCCACGCCCAUGCAACCACAAGGCGUGCGUCCAGCGGCUCCCGGCCUGCCGGGCAGUCAAGUGGCACCACCGGGACCACCACGACCUGGUGCACCGCCUGGCCAACAGCAGCCGAUGGCAAAGCCGAAUCGUGUGACUACCGUGGCCAAACCGGUGGGUCUUGAUCCAAUAACGUUGCUGCAGGAGCGGGAGAAUCGCAUUGCCGCACGCAUCUCGUUGCGUAUGCAGGAGUUGCAGCGACUGCCGGCCACCAUGUCCGAGGAUCUGCGUCUGCAGGCGGCCAUUGAGUUGCGUGCGCUGCGCGUCCUGAAUUUCCAGCGGCAGCUGCGCAUGGAGAUUGUGCAGUGCACACGACGGGACACAACGUUGGAGACGGCCAUUAACAUGAAGUUGUACAAGCGCACGAAGCGUCAAGGAUUGCGCGAGGCACGAGCCACCGAGAAGCUAGAGAAGCAACAGAAACUGGAGGCAGAGCGCAAGCGAAGGCAGAAGCAUCUGGAAUUCCUUGCUGCAGUGCUGCAGCAUGGCAAGGAUCUGCGGGAAUAUCAUCGCAACAACAAGGCACAGCUAGCACGCAUGAACAAGGCCGUGAUGAACUAUCAUGCGAAUGCGGAGCGGGAACAGAAGAAGGAACAGGAGCGCAUUGAGAAGGAGCGUAUGCGUCGUCUGAUGGCCGAGGAUGAGGAAGGUUAUCGCAAGCUCAUCGAUCAGAAGAAGGACAAACGUUUGGCAUUCCUUCUCUCGCAGACGGACGAGUACAUUAGCAAUCUCACCCAGAUGGUUAAACAGCACAAGGAUGAUCAGAUGAAGAAGAAGGAGGAGGAGGGCAAACGUCUGCAGCAGUACAAGAAGGAGCUCCUCAUGAGCGGAGAAUACGUGAACGUGGAUGAGAGCAGCAUUGCGGCCGAUAUGCAUGUCAUCGUUGUGGAGCAAUGCAGUGGCAAGAAGUUAACUGGAGAUGAUGCACCCAUGUUGAAGCAUUUGCAUCGCUGGCUUAACAUGCAUCCCGGCUGGGAUUGGAUAGACGAUGAUGAUGAUGAUAGCGAGGAGACGCCCGAAAAGAAAACAAAACCAAAGCUCGAGGAGCUGCCACAAACGGAACGCAAUGCCGCCGCCGUUGAGGGAUCGGAGGAUACCACGGACAAGUCCGCACAGCCAGGCGAUGCCCAAUCCAAUGAUUUGAUUACCCAAGUCAAGGUGGAGGAUGAUGAGUAUCGUACGGAGGAGCAAACAUAUUACAGCAUUGCCCACACCGUGCACGAGAAGGUCACGGAGCAGGCCAGCAUUAUGGUCAAUGGCCAGCUGAAGGAGUAUCAACUGAAGGGUCUCGAGUGGCUCGUCUCGCUCUACAACAACAAUCUGAAUGGCAUUCUGGCCGAUGAGAUGGGUCUGGGCAAGACCAUUCAGACCAUUUCAUUGGUCACCUAUCUAAUGGAUCGCAAAAAGGUCAUGGGUCCAUAUCUAAUCAUUGUCCCGCUCUCCACGCUGCCCAAUUGGGUGCUGGAGUUUGAGAAGUGGGCGCCCUCCGUGGGCGUGGUCAGCUACAAGGGAAGUCCACAGGGUCGUCGCCUCUUGCAGAAUCAAAUGCGUGCCACAAAAUUCAAUGUGCUGCUCACCACAUACGAGUAUGUCAUCAAGGAUAAAGCGGUGCUGGCCAAAAUCCAAUGGAAGUACAUGAUCAUCGAUGAGGGACAUCGCAUGAAGAAUCAUCACUGCAAAUUGACGCAGGUGCUCAACACACACUACAUUGCACCAUAUCGAUUGCUCCUUACGGGAACUCCGCUGCAGAAUAAACUACCAGAGCUCUGGGCGCUGCUUAACUUUUUGCUGCCCUCCAUUUUCAAGUCGUGCUCCACGUUUGAACAGUGGUUCAAUGCCCCCUUCGCCACCACCGGCGAGAAGGUUGAGCUAAAUGAGGAGGAAACCAUUUUGAUUAUUCGACGUCUGCACAAGGUGUUGCGUCCCUUCCUCCUGCGUCGCCUCAAAAAGGAGGUGGAGCAUCAGCUGCCCGACAAGGUCGAGUACAUUAUCAAGUGUGACAUGUCGGCACUGCAGCGUGUGCUCUACAAGCACAUGCAGAGCAAGGGCGUCCUGCUCACCGAUGGCUCCGAGAAGGGCAAACAUGGCAAGGGAGGCGCCAAGGCUCUCAUGAACACCAUUGUCCAGCUGCGCAAGCUCUGCAACCAUCCGUUUAUGUUCCAAGCCAUUGAGGAGAAGUACUGCGAUCAUACUGGCGGACAUGGUGUGGUGUCUGGUCCUGAUCUUUAUCGUGUGUCGGGUAAAUUUGAGCUCUUGGAUCGCAUCUUGCCCAAGCUGAAGGCCACCAAUCAUCGUGUGUUGCUUUUCUGUCAGAUGACGCAGUGUAUGACCAUCAUUGAGGAUUAUCUUGGCUGGCGCCAGUUUGGCUAUUUGCGACUCGAUGGCACCACCAAGGCCGAGGAUCGUGGCGAGCUCUUGCGUAAAUUCAAUGCCAAGGGCUCGGAUUACUUUGUCUUCUUGCUAUCGACACGUGCCGGCGGUCUCGGUCUCAACUUGCAGACAGCCGAUACGGUGGUCAUAUUCGAUUCUGAUUGGAAUCCCCAUCAGGAUCUGCAGGCCCAGGAUCGUGCGCAUCGUAUAGGGCAGCGUAAUGAGGUGCGUGUGCUGCGUCUUAUGACGGUCAACUCUGUGGAGGAGCGUAUUCUCGCCGCGGCACGAUACAAGCUCAACAUGGACGAGAAGGUUAUCCAGGCAGGCAUGUUCGAUCAGAAGUCGACGGGCAGCGAGCGUCAGCAGUUCCUGCAAACGAUUUUGCAUCAGGACGACAACGAGGAGGAGGAGGAGAACGAGGUGCCCGAUGAUGAGAUGAUAAAUUUGAUGAUAGCGCGCAGCGAAGAAGAGAUUGAGAUCUUUAAGAAAAUGGAUAUUGACCGCAAGAAAGAGGAUGAAGACAUUCAUCCGGGCAGAGAACGUUUAAUUGAUGAAUCCGAGCUGCCCGACUGGCUAACCAAGGAUGAUGACGAAGUGGAGCGUUUUCAUUACCAAUACGAUGAGGAUACUAUAUUGGGACGCGGAUCACGUCAGCGCAAGGAGGUGGAUUACACGGACAGUCUUACGGAGAAGGAAUGGCUGAAAGCCAUCGAUGAUGGAGCCGAAUUUGAAGAAGAGGAGGAAGAGGAUAACGACCCGAAGCGCAAGCGUCGCAAGCGCAAGAAUCGCAAAGAUGAAUCCGAUGAUGAUUCACUCAUAUUGAAGCGCAGACGACGUCAGAAUCUGGAUAAGCGUUCCAAGAAGCAAAUGCACAAGAUCAUGAGCGCUGUCAUCAAGCACACACAAGAUGGACGCACGCUCUCCGAGCCUUUUAUGAAGCUGCCAUCGCGCCAGAGGCUUCCCGAUUACUAUGAUGUGAUCAAGCGCCCAGUGGACAUUAAGAAGAUCCUGCAGCGCAUUGAGGAUUGCAAAUAUGCCGAUCUCAAUGAGCUGGAAAAGGACUUUACUCAACUCUGUCAGAAUGCGCAGAUCUACAAUGAGGAGGCAUCGUUAAUAUAUCUGGAUUCCAUAGCAUUGCAAAAGGUGUUUGUUGGUGCAAGGCAAAGGAUAACUGCGGCAGCGGAUGCAACGGCUGUCGCUGCUGGCGACAACACGGGUGACGCUCAUGGCAAUGGCGGUGGUUCGGAUAACUCGGAUAAUGAUGAAGAUGACGGCGAUGAUGGCUCGGAUGAUGAGGAAAUUGCAACCACAUCGGCGGCAGCAGUUAAAAUGAAGCUAAAGCUUAACAAAUCAUUAGCCAGUGCACCGGCUACGCCCACGCAAUCCUCGACAGCGGCGUCGGUGGCAAGCAGCGGGGCAGCGACCACAUCCAAGAAACAGACGCGUCGCAAGCGCUCACAAAAGAAGUACACCAUAUCCGAUGAUGAUGACGAUGACAUGGACUAGCUACCAUUGGGCAUCAUCUUCAAGCGAGCGUCGAACGGUGCAACUAAUGAAUGCAACUAACAAUAAGUUAUUUACACUUAAAUUAAGUGGCAGUUAAGUUUAGUUUCUCUUCAAUCCAAUACCCCAACUCCCUCCCCUUCUCCCUUCCCCCAGUCCCCAGCAGAAUUGCAAUAAUGAAACUUUCAACAGUUUUUUCCGCACAUACUAUAAUACAAAAACUCAAUGAUAUAUACAUAUAUAUUAAAAGAAAAUAAUUUUUAAAUAAAUCUAUACAUACUAGCAGUCUGUCACAACUAAACCAGACUGUCUUUAUGCAAAAAAGCAAAUGGAAUUUAUAAAUAUAUAUACAAUAUAUAUAGA
Drosophila innubila is the source of this 5568-nucleotide messenger RNA. It is a transcript of the gene brm, whose product is annotated as ATP-dependent helicase brm. Gene Ontology annotation, biological process: positive regulation of transcription by RNA polymerase II. NCBI's taxonomy places the organism in Eukaryota, Metazoa, Arthropoda, Insecta, Diptera, Drosophilidae. Gene Ontology annotation, molecular function: transcription factor binding; ATP-dependent chromatin remodeler activity; ATP binding. The coding region runs from base 136 to 5208 and encodes 1690 amino acids. The record is from RefSeq and is a predicted model, not a curated record. Gene Ontology annotation, cellular component: nucleus. The transcript has 7 exons.